This is a messenger RNA of Manihot esculenta (cassava), 2038 nucleotides long. RefSeq names its product 65-kDa microtubule-associated protein 5. The record is from RefSeq and is a predicted model, not a curated record. Gene Ontology annotation, biological process: microtubule cytoskeleton organization. Gene Ontology annotation, molecular function: microtubule binding. Bases 184 to 1878 code for a protein of 564 amino acids. NCBI's taxonomy places the organism in Eukaryota, Viridiplantae, Streptophyta, Magnoliopsida, Malpighiales, Euphorbiaceae. The transcript is spliced from 11 exons. Gene Ontology annotation, cellular component: spindle; cytoplasm.
UUAAAAUCUUCGGCAUCGUCUCUGCACUCGAAAUGUAACGCAGCAGUGGACUAGAAAACGCUCCUUAUACUCUCUCUCUCUCUCUCUAUAUAUAUCUUUUUUUCUCUGCAUCAGUUUCUAGGGUUUCGAGUUUAUCUACUCAGUCUGCACAAUUAUCCAAAAUCUCUUAUCAUCAUUCUGCAAAUGACGACUGUCCUCUCUCCGGUCUCUCUUUCUCACACCACUUGUGGCUCUCUGCUUCAAGAAUUGCAGAAAAUUUGGGAUGAAAUUGGGGAGGCUGACAAUGAAAGGGACAGGAUGCUUCAGCAACUUGAGGAAGAAUGUCUUGAUAUUUACUGCAGAAAGGUUGAAAUGACUAGGAAGUAUAAAGCUGAUUUGCAUCAAUCAUUGGAUGAUUCGGAAACUGAAAUUUCUGGCCUUGCUUCUGCCCUUGGGGAAAAUGUGUCCUUUUCACGGUUUAAGGGCACACUGAAGCAGCAAAUAUCUACUAUAAAACCUGUCCUGGAAGACUUGAGGUUGAAGAAGCAAGGAAGAAUGAAAGAAUUUUUUGAGAUUCAGUUGCAAAUUUCUGGAAUUUGCACAGAAAUAGCCGGCACUGGUCAUUCUGUGAAUCCUACUGAUCCAAAGGUUAAUGAACAAGAUUUGACAUUGAAGAGAUUGAUGGAGCUUAAGGCACACCUUAAGGAACUUCAAAAUGAAAAGAUUUUACGGUUACAGAAGGUUAACAGCAACAUUAGUAUGAUCCAUGAUCUUUCAGUUGUGAUGUCAAUAGAUUUCUUUGAGACGGUUAAUGAUGUUCAUCCUAGCUUGAUUGAUUCUGCAAAUGGUCAAUCCAAGAGCAUCAGCAAUGACACACUUGCUAGAUUGACAGGUGUGAUACAUUCACUAAAACAGGAUAAGCAACAAAGGCUUCAAAAGCUUCAAGCUCUUGGACACAUGCUGGUAGAACUAUGGGAUCUCAUGGAUAUACCUAUUGAGGACAGAAGAAAAUGGAACCACAUUACUACCUUAAGCUCUUCAUCAGUGAAUGAGGUGUCAAGGCAAGGGUCCCUUGCUCUUGAAGUUAUUGAGCAGACUGAGGUUGAAGUUGCGAGGUUGAAUGCUCUCAAAGCCGGAAAGUUGAAGGAGUUGGUUUUUAAGAGGCAAAAUGAGCUAGAAGAAAUAUACAGAGGAGUUCACAUGGAUGUAGAUAGUGAUGCAGCAAGGCAGAUUCUUAUAAGCGCCAUAGAAUCUGGUAAUGUUGAUCUUUCUGAUCUGCUUUUAAGCAUGGAUGAUCAGAUUAGAAAAGCCAAAGAGCAAGCUCUAAGCCGGAAGGAAAUUUUGGACAAGGUAGAGAAGUGGAAAUAUGCAUCUGAAGAAGAAAAGUGGCUUGAUGAAUAUGAAAAGGAUGAAAAUCGAUAUAGUGCAGGAAGAGGAGCACACAAAAAUCUGAAACGUGCAGAAAAAGCUCGGAUUCUGGUCAGCAAAAUACCAUCUAUUCUUGAAAAUUUGACUGCAAAAGUAAAAGCAUGGGAAUUGGAGAAAGGGAUCCCUUUCUUAUAUGACAAGGCUCCCCUCUUAAACACUUUAGAGGAGUAUGCUGUGCUGAGGCAAGAAAGAGAAGAAGAGAAGCGUCGAUCUCGGGAGCAGAAACGUCAGCAAGAACAAUUUGUUGCUGAGCAAGAGGCACUUUAUGGUUCUAGGCCAAAUGUAAAGAAGCCGUUGGGUCAAAGCAACAGUGCUAACGCCGUGAUCGGAACACCAGUUGGACGCCGUCUGGCGGCUCCAGGCCUUCAUGCAAUCUCUUCGGGCAAGGAACGGAGAGAGAGCAGGGUUCUCAACGUAACACCAAUAAACUAUGUUGCUCUUCCGAAGAAUGAUCCAGCUUCUCGAGGGUAAGCUGUAAGUGUACUUGCUUGUUUAGGAGACCUUAUGCAAAUAAUUCUCAAUUUUUAGGAUGCUUUUUGAUUUUUUUUUGGAAUUUUCCUUUUGAUAUUCUACCCUUUUUCUCUGAAUUUUCUGAUAGUAAAUUACAUUUUCUAUAUGGAUUACCCAGUUA